Capronia epimyces CBS 606.96 is the source of this 525-nucleotide messenger RNA. RefSeq lists its product as uncharacterized. The transcript has a single exon. NCBI's taxonomy places the organism in Eukaryota, Fungi, Ascomycota, Eurotiomycetes, Chaetothyriales, Herpotrichiellaceae. The record is from RefSeq and is a predicted model, not a curated record. Bases 1 to 525 code for a protein of 174 amino acids.
AUGUCAGCGCUACACGGACAGAACACCAACUCCCCCGCAAGGAAGCCUACAAGGAGAGGACCUCCCAAGAACACUUCUAGCACUGAUAGCUCCCAUCCGAAACCUACGUUGCAAAGAGCCCCGGGAAAGCGUCCAUUCAAGAGAACAGCCAAACUUAUUGAGGCAGAGGAGGCGUCACUGACGAGAACUAAACGAGCCAAACACACGGCGUGGGGUAAAGUGGGACCAACACCCACACCAAUAGGAGCUCGGCAUACAACACCCACCUUUGGUUUUGACUCCCCUCACCAAAGAAUACCAUCAUCUACUCCGUCGCCAUCUAUAACGGAAGAGACGUCAACAAUCUUGGUGGACUACCAGCAACUACCGCAGUCGCAGCUCUCCUCAGACGAAUCCCAAUCCUCUUACGACACUAUUCCUAACAGCCAGCCAGAGGACAACACCAUCUUCAACCCGUUCGCUCCCCGAUCACCAACACCAGAGAGACCCUGCCCUGGUGACACUCACACGACCAACCCUUCUUAA